AUGGCAUCCAAGUCAUUCAUCGCCAACGUCAAGUCGGUGCUGAGCGGCGACACGCUUGUCCUGACCAGCACCAACAAUCCCAAUCUGGAGCGUGUCUUGUCUCUGGCAUACGUCAGCGCCCCUAGGCUAAACCGCGAUGGCGACGAACCAUUUGCAUUCCAGUCCCGCGACUAUCUCCGGAAGCUUGUCGUCGGCAAGCCUGUGCAGGUCACUGUUCUGUACACCAUUCCGACCUCUGGACGGGAGUAUGGUGUAGCUCAACUCAAGGACGGGACUCAAUUCCCCGAUGAGUUGGUCAAGGCUGGCUGGCUGAAAGUUCGUGAAGACGCUGGUCGCAAGGAGGAGUCUGAGGACAACCAGCAGCGCAUCGAAAGCCUUCGCGCCAUCGAAUCCUCCGCGAGGUCGGAGGGCAAAGGUGUCUGGGCUGGUGUGGGUGGCAUCAUCGAGGUCCAGAAUGAGCUUGGUGGGCAGAACUUUGUCGACCAGUGGAAGGGCAAGUCCAUCGACGCUGUCGUCGAGCGCGUUCUGAGCGGAGACAGGCUCCUCACGCGCCUGAAGACCUCGGACAAGAAGCACCUCCAGGUGAUGACGCUUGUUGCCGGCAUUCGCGCCCCCGCAACCGAGAGGGUUACCCAUCUUGGCCAGAAGCAGCCUGCUGAGGAGUUUGGCAAUGAGUCUCGGCAGUUUGUCGAGACCAGACUGCUGCAAAGGGACGUCAAGGUCGAGCCUGUUGGUUUGAGUCCACAGGGCCAGCUUGUCGCUAAUGUCAUCCACCCCCGUGGAAGCAUUGCCGAGUUCCUUCUCGCGGAUGGCUUGGCGAGGUGCAAUGACCACCACUCGACCAUGCUUGGAGAGAAGAUGGCCCCUCUGCGCGCUGCCGAGAAGAAGGCCCAAGGCCAGAAGCUGCGCAUGCACAAGGACCACGUUGGCAGGACCACCGAGGCCAGCACCUCCGACAUGAUCGUGUCAAAAGUGUUCAGCGCAGAUACCAUCUUCGUAAGGACCAAGGCUGGUGACGAGAAACGAAUCGGACUCAGCAGUGUUCGUGGCCCUAGGACAAACGAGGCUUCGGAGGCUCCCUUCAGAGACGAGGCCAAGGAGUUCCUUCGGAAGAAGCUCAUUGGCAAGCACGUCAAGAUCUCAAUUGACGGCACCAAACCUGCCUCUGACGACUUCGAGGCGCGUGAUGUUGCCACGGUCACUGCGCAGGGCAAGAACAUUAACCUGCAGCUUGUGCAAGAAGGCUGGGCGUCAGUGAUCCGGCACCGAAGGGACGACACCGACCGUGCUCCCAACUACGAUGAGCUGCUUGCCGCCCAAGAGACUGCCAAGGAGGAGAAGAAGGGCAUGUGGGCGGACAAGCCCCCCAAGGGCAAGGCGUACAUGGACGCGUCCGAAUCUCUGCAGAAGGCCAAGAUCCAGCUCUCGACAUUGUCCCGCCAGAAGAAGGUGCCGGCGAUCGUCGACUUCUGCAAGUCUGGCUCGCGCUUCACCGUCUUGAUCCCGCGCGAGAACGUCAAGCUCACUCUCGUUCUUGGUGGCAUCCGCGCUCCGAGGGCCCCAGGACGGGGUGGCGAGAAGGGCGAGCCGUUUGGUCAAGAGGCGCUGGACCUUGCCAACCGUCGCUGCAACCAGCGCGACGUCGAGAUCGACGUCCACGACAACGACAAGGUCGGUGGCUUCAUUGGUGACCUGUAUGUCAACCGCGAGAGCUUCGCCAAGGUCCUUGUCGAGGAAGGUUUCGCGUCUGUUCACCAGUACUCCGCCGAAAAGUCCGGCAACGCAGCGGAGUUGAACGCCGCAGAGCGUCGCGCCAAGGAGGGUCGGAAGGGUAUGUGGCACUCCUGGGAUCCAUCCCAGGACGAGGAAGAGGUUGAGGAUGAGGCGGCCGCCGAGGUUGAGAAUGACAAUGCGCCUCUGCAGAAGAAGGCUGCCGACUACCGCGACAUUGUCGUCACCAGCGUCGACGCUAAUGGUCGUCUCAAGAUCCAGGAGGCUGGCAAGGGUGCAUCGGCUCUGGAGAUCAUGAUGUCCGAGUUCAAGAAGUUCCACCUCGACUCCAAGAACAGCAAGUCCAUCGACGGCGCCCCAAAGACUGGCGACUACGUCGCGGCCAAGUUCUCCGAAGACGGACAGUGGUACCGUGCCAGAAUCCGGUCCAACGAUCGCACCGCCAAGAUUGCCGAGGUCGUCUACAUUGAUUACGGCAAUACGGAGCGCAAGCCGUGGUCGGAGCUGCGCCCGUUGGACCAGGCCCAGUUCAGCCCUCAAAAGCUCAAGGGGCAGGCGGUCGAUGCCGUCCUGUCCUUCAUCCAGCUUCCUACCGCGCCGCACUACUUUGCCGAGAGCAAGGCCUUUAUCGAGGACGCCGUGUACGGUCGCAACCUGGUUGCCAGCUUCGACUAUGUCGACAACAAGGAGGGCUUGAGCUACCUGACUAUCUUCGAUGCGGCCAGCGGCUCGAGCACCUUUGCCGACUCGGUCAAUCGCGAGGUCGUUGCCAGUGGCCACGCCAUGGUGCCGAAGAAGCUCAAGAACUGGGAGCGCGCGUUUGGUGCCGAGGUCCUGCAGAAGCUCCGCGAGGUUGAGAGCCAGGCCAAGAGUGAGCGCCUCGGCAUGUGGGAAUACGGUGAUAUCACCGAGGACUAG
Molecule: messenger RNA, 2649 nt
Organism: Microdochium trichocladiopsis
Lineage: Eukaryota; Fungi; Ascomycota; Sordariomycetes; Xylariales; Microdochiaceae
Exons: 1
Coding region: 1-2649 (882 amino acids)
Biological process (GO): mRNA catabolic process; regulatory ncRNA-mediated gene silencing
Cellular component (GO): nucleus; cytosol; RISC complex
Molecular function (GO): RNA binding; nuclease activity
Source: RefSeq, a predicted model, not a curated record